AUGAAGCUCUAUCCAUCAUGGCUCGCUGCAUUGAGGCUUGCAGUACUCUUCGACCCUGUCGCAGGCAUAGGACUACCAGCGUCUACGCUAGUAAGAGACCUGCGACUCGCGGCUGAGUUGGGCUUAGAUUCCCAUCUCGCAUGGAAUGACCCUGGAGCUUUCCGUUCUCUGAUCGCCACUUCGGCAGAUCCCACAAUUGCGGUAGAAUAUGCAGAGAUUCUCAUUGACCACGAGGAUCCCUCGCUUGGCACCUAUCGGAACAGAUUUUGGGUCAAUGAAGAGUUCUAUGUUCCUGGGAGUCCGGUCAUGGUCUAUGACAUUGGAGAGAACACUGCGGAAUAUUCGGUUUCUUUGUUGACAAAUUCCUCAUCGUGGCUUAGUCCGCUGCUGCAAGAGUUUCACGCUAUGGGAAUUGUGUGGGAGCACAGGUAUUAUGGAGACUCCCUUCCAUUCCCCGUCAGCCAGGAUAUGCCCGUGGAGCACAUGAAAUAUCUCACCACAAAGCAAGCCCUUGCCGAUAUCCCAUAUUUCGCCGCAAAUUUCAGCCGGGCGAGUCAUCCCCAUGUCGAUUUGACCCCCAGAGGAACUCCUUGGGUCAUGGUCGGCGGUUCCUAUCCUGGUAUCCGAGCCGCGUUCAUUCGCAACAAAUAUCCCGAUACCAUUUUUGCAGCGUAUGCUUCAUCCGCUCCUGUACAGGCUCAACUCGACAUGAGCGUGUACUAUGAACAGAUCUACCGCGCUAUGGUGGCCAACGGGUACAGUAACUGCACCAAGGACAUCCAGGCUGCUCUCAAGUACAUCGAUGACCAGUUGUCCAACGAAGACACGUCCGCGUCGAUCAAACGGCUUUUUCUUGGACCCGAUGCGGAGAAAAACAGCAACGUGGACUUCACCUCGGCUUUGGGUGCUCUUUACGGACCCUUUCAGGCUCACGGGAUUGGGAGCGAUAAUCAAAGCUUGCACAACUUUUGCAACUACCUCGAGCUAGAUCCAGAGACAAACCAUUCGGCAGGGCCGGAAGGUCUCGCUCCGACCCACGGCAGGAGAUAUGUUGCGGAGCGCUGGGCGUCCUUUCCAUACUUUAUCGCGCUGGUCAACAGGGUGUUUGGGACUAACUGCAACGGUCUCAAUGCAUCAGAGCCUUUGUCGUGCGAGUUUGGUCGACCCAACACAAUCCCAGAAUUGAUCAGCUGGAGUUGGCAAUACUGCACCGAGUGGGGAUUUUUCCAGAGCAACAACCUUGGGUCUCAUGCACUUCUUUCCUCGUAUCAAACCCUGGAGUAUCAGCAGGAACUCUGUAAUCGCCAGUGGCCAAAUGCCGUCCAGGCUAGUAUCCUACCGCCACAACCACGGACGGAAAGCUUGAAUGAAGAGUUCGGCGGCUGGACUAUCCGACCGUCCAACGUGUACUUCAGCGGGGGGCAGUUUGAUCCCUGGAGACCAUUGUCGGUGGUAUCUGAUGAGAAAUGGGCUCCACAGGGAGUCAACUUUACAACUGAAAUACCGGCCUGCGGGGUCUCCACAGGCAGAGACGCAAUAUUUGGAUACAUUAUGGAGAACGCGGUGCAUUGCCCAGACUUUCAGCUCACCCCGGACGCGGCGGUCUCUCGGGGGUACUUUACUCAGGCCUUGAAACAAUGGCUGCCAUGUUUCAGGCAAGACCAUCAUUGA
This is a messenger RNA of Aspergillus thermomutatus, 1671 nucleotides long. RefSeq names its product putative serine peptidase, family S28. Gene Ontology annotation, molecular function: dipeptidyl-peptidase activity; serine-type exopeptidase activity. The transcript is spliced from 3 exons. The record is from RefSeq and is a predicted model, not a curated record. Gene Ontology annotation, biological process: proteolysis. Lineage: Eukaryota; Fungi; Ascomycota; Eurotiomycetes; Eurotiales; Aspergillaceae. Bases 1 to 1671 code for a protein of 556 amino acids.